Hordeum vulgare subsp. vulgare (domesticated barley) is the source of this 1827-nucleotide messenger RNA. RefSeq names its product zinc finger protein 219-like. Bases 647 to 1654 code for a protein of 335 amino acids. The transcript has a single exon. Lineage: Eukaryota; Viridiplantae; Streptophyta; Magnoliopsida; Poales; Poaceae. The record is from RefSeq and is a predicted model, not a curated record.
CUUCUUCAAAUAGUCCCAAAUACCCUCUUCUAAUCCUUAAAAAUCCCUCCCGUUUGUUUCACAUGAUACUUUUUGGGAUUUUUUUAGUCCCUACAACCAAAAAAUCCCUCGAAACAAACACCCGUAAAAGUGAUUGCUACUAAGUGUCUUCCAUCUUCACCGUCCAUUCGUCGAUCCGACUGCCACCGGUGUACGAGCAUCUACUUAAGUGUAGUACUAGGCUGUGGCACCGCAGCCCAGAUGAUUGGGCAGUACUGUGGCAGCAGCAACAGCGGUAGUAAUAGCAUGCGCAGCUGCUGGGAGUUAGAGCAGUGAUGGCGCCAGCUCAGUGGCAGAUGCAGAUUGACCCGCGUUAUUGUAAGGUGGCCAACGUGCAGCUUGGCAAGAGGUAGAGAGAGGAACGAACAUGAGCUAGUUGACCGCAAGGAUUUAUACUACGCGUCCAUGAUCGAUCGAUCAGAUUCCUUCCCCCACCUCGUGCAGAUGCAUUCGUUCAUCAUCUCGAUGAGCGCCAUCUAAUUGACUCUGACUGCCAAUCACACACACUCCCGCGCGCCACCACCCUCGUUGCCAUCUACUCCUCCGUCGACCGGGUCUUCGUGUCAAGCACAGCCGCCUGCGCGCGCUGCUUCUUGGAGCGCCCGGCAUGGGUAGCUGCGUGAGCAAGAAGGCCGCCCGCGGCCGUGCCGAGGCCAAGGUGGCAGCGCCGCUCCUGCCGGAGAAGGAUAAUGCCUUGGCCCCGCCACCCGUGGUGGUAGAGGAGGAGGUCAAGGAGGUGUUGUCGGAGACGGCUGUGCGGCGGACAAGCCCGCCGGAGCCGGAGGUGUUGUCGGAGACGGCUGUGCGGCGGACAAGCCCGCCGGAGCCAGAGCCGGAGCCUGAGCCUGAGCCCGAGCACGAGAAGGUGAAGAUGGUGCCGGAGCAAGAGGAAGGCGAUGCUUCCGAUAGCGUGUCGGCGGGUUCCUCCGUGGUAGACAAGGCGAUGGUGAAGGCUGGAAGGGAGCAGGAGGUGGAGAAGAGGACGGUGGACGUGCCGGAGAAUGGGAGGGCCAGGAGCAUGGAACCGGAGCAGAAGAAGAAAUGCAAGAACCCCGGCAACGGGAGGGCGCGGUCGCCGUCCCCUGCGGCGAAGCAGAGGAGGCCGGGGACCAUUGUCAGCGAGCAGCCGGUGCCGCCGCGGCCGCGGCGAGAGUCGCCCGCGGUGGUGUCCGGCAUCGGGUGCCGCAGUGGCAGAUUCUCCCCUUCCGCAGCGAGGAGGGCCGCCGAGAGCGCCGUCAGACGGAGCUACUCCGCACGGGAAGCCGACAUGGCGCUGCCGUCGUCUGCCAAGCGCUCCCUCAACACAAACAUCAACGGUAACGGAGGGAGCGGCGAGCAUUCCGGCAGGAGGUCAGAUUCCCCGGCUAGGCGCCCGCCGACCAGUCCGGCAGCGAACGGCACCAUCACCCGGCAAUCCAGCGCCACCCGGAAGGGUCCGAAGGAGAACAUCAGUUCGGAGAAAACCAAGCAGCAAUGCGGCCGCAGACGGGCCACGACGGAGGUCGGAGAUGAAAUCGACGAGGCGCCAUUGGCAGGAAAAGAGCACAGGGAGGCGGCAGACGCCGCGGUGGGCCAGAACCCCUCGGUGGCUAUGGAGUGCUUCAUCUUCCUUUAGUACUCUUUCCAUGGAUUACUUGUUCAUUUCUUUUCUCUCGCUACUAUGCCACUCUCACUAGUUGCCGUGUGAUUUCUUGGUCAUCAUUAAUUCGAAAUUGCUAUUUCAAAUCUACAUGUAAUAUACGUAUGUUACAUUUUUUUAACAAAAUAUAGAGAAUUAGGUUUGGGUUA